This is a messenger RNA of Humulus lupulus (European hop), 2055 nucleotides long. RefSeq lists its product as uncharacterized. The transcript has 5 exons. Gene Ontology annotation, molecular function: nucleic acid binding. The record is from RefSeq and is a predicted model, not a curated record. Lineage: Eukaryota; Viridiplantae; Streptophyta; Magnoliopsida; Rosales; Cannabaceae. The coding region runs from base 1 to 2055 and encodes 684 amino acids.
AUGACAGAUCUUUGGGAUCAAUUAGCUCUUAUCGAAUCUGAAGAACUAAGAGCUUUUGCACCUUACAUUGCUCGUAGGGAUGAGCAACGUCUGGUUCAAUUUUUAAUGGCACUUCGUGAUGACUUUGAGGGGCUGUGUGGCUCUAUUUUGCAUCGUACUCCACUUCCUUCGAUUGAUUCAUUAGUCAGUGAGUUGCUGGCUGAUGAAAUUCGUCUCGAGUCUCAAGCAGGAAAAGGCAUCCUCCCUGUACCUAGUCCUUCUGUUUUGGCAAUUCCUCUUAGACAUUUUACUCACCAUGAGAAUAAACCUCACACAAAGGUUGGGGUUGAUGAAUGCAGUUUUUGUAAACAAAAGGGUCACGGGAAGGCUCAGUGUCCUAAACUAGUGAAUCGUGCACCACAGCAACAGAGAAAUCAGUUCAGACCACCUCAUCAUGCUAACCAACCACAAUUCAGUAAUCAGCCAUCUCAUUAUAGUAGUCAACCACAUUUUGGCAACCACCCACAAUCUCAACCAUACCAUACUCUGCAAUUUAAUGACGCUGCUACUAUACCUCCAUCUAACUCAUAUGAUUUUGGGGCCUCAUCUUCCAAUCUUGCUCCUGCUGCCCUCUCAGAACAAUUUCAGAAGUUUGUUAGCAUGCAACCACAUGCCAUGUCUGCCACUUCUUCGGUAGGUCAGCCCCUUACUAGCACUUCAGGUAUGAUCUCCUCUACAUGGAUUUUAGAUUCUGGAGUCUCGCACCAUAUGUCUCCACAUUCGAAAUCUUUUGUUUCUUUGUGUCCUGCAUCAUUUGUCCCUGUCAUUACUGCUGAUGGUACUUUUAUGCCAUUAUUAGGUGUUGGUUAUGUUGUCAGCCCUCAUUUAUCACUUCCUAACAUUUACCAUAUUCCUAAACUUUCACUAAACCUUGUAUAUGUUGGUCAAUUGUGUGAUUCUGCUUCCCGCUUAAGAUUCUUAGGAAAUUUGCAAGUUCAUGACAUUUCUGAUUGUAGUGGUUGUAACCUUGCUAAAUUUUCUGCUCUACCUUUCAGUAAAAGUACUUCAUUCUCUGUUGCACCUUUUGACUUAGUUCAUUCUGAUAUAUGUGAUCAAGGUGGUGAAUAUACGUCAAAUAAAUUUUGUGAUUUGCUUGCUUUAGAUGGAACCGUGUAUCAAACUUCUUGUACAGAUACCCCUGAACAAAAUGGUGUUAUUGAAAGAAAGCAUAGACACAUUAUUGAAAUUGCUCGUUCUCUUUUGUUGUCCUCGUCUGUGCCUAGUCAGUUUUGGGGAGAAGCAGUUCUCACUGCAGUCAACCUUGGACAUAUUCCUGAUUAUUCUUCUUUGAGAGUCUUCGAUUCUACUUGCUUUGUUCUUCGUCCUACUGUAGAGCGUACAAAACUGUCAUCAUGCUAUGCACUUUGUGUGUUCCUUGGUUAUGGUGAUGGCAAAAAAGGAUAUCGUUGUUUUGAUCAAACUUCUCAAAAAUUAUAUGUAUCUCGCUAUGUUGUUUUUCUUGAGCACAUACCCUUCUUUUUUAUUCCUGACAGUACUCACAACUUGACCAAAUCAGAUUUUAUUCAUAUUGAUCCUUUUUGUGAGCAUACAAGUACCUCUUCUCCUCAAGUUUCUCAAACUGUAGAGUCUGAAUCUUCUCUUACUCCUAUAGUCCCUUUUCCACUUCAUUACUCUCGCAGGUCUCGAGCUAUUGAUACUGGUAUUUCGCAGGCUGACAUUUCUGAAACACCUCCGCCUACAGCUGUUCUAGAUCCUUCUGAUAUUGUGUAUCCUCCUCGCUAUCCUCAGCGCACUCCGUCUACUCAUUGUCUCUCUGAGCCUUUAUCCUAUAAAGAAGCAGUUACUGAUCCUCUUUGGCAGCAUGCUAUGAAUGAGGAACUUUUAGCUUUGCACAAGACAAAUACUUGGGAUUUGGCAUCUUUACUUCCUGGUAAACAUACAACUGGUUCUCGUUGGGUCUAUAAAAUCAAGACCAAGUCUGAUGGGUCUGUUGAACGCUACAAAGCUAGAUUGGUGGCUAAGGGGUUUUCUCAACAAGUAUGGUAUGGAUUUUGA